Messenger RNA from Anopheles funestus (African malaria mosquito), 841 nucleotides. Its product is annotated as nucleolar protein 16. Lineage: Eukaryota; Metazoa; Arthropoda; Insecta; Diptera; Culicidae. Bases 164 to 772 code for a protein of 202 amino acids. The transcript has 3 exons. Gene Ontology annotation, biological process: ribosomal large subunit biogenesis. Gene Ontology annotation, cellular component: nucleolus. The record is from RefSeq and is a predicted model, not a curated record.
GUUGUCAUAUUCAGCACAUGGUCGUCACAACAACGUUGUUUACCUGCGAUCUCUGCACGCACCGGUGGAUUCAUACGGCGAAAUACCAGCGGAACGCGAUAGAAAUUAAAUUCCAUUGAAAUAAUACAACACAGUCUUCCUUAACAUCAGCUUGUAAGCCACCAUGGGUCGCGGCCGAACGAGGACAAAGAAAAAGAAACAAACUUAUGAUUACUCUCGCAAUAGGAAGCGUAUGUCACAGAAGGCACGCCGUAAUGGAACUAUCAAAAAUGAAGAAAUUCGGGCAGCUUAUGAUGUUAAAAAGAAACCAGCCAAAAAUAUCCGCGAAAUGGGCCUCGUGUACGAUGUUAACCGAGCUAUUCCAAUACCGAAUGUUAAACAACAAAUGAAAGACAUGGAAAUGAUAUUCUCCGGACAGAAGGUGAAUUCACGGCCUCGCCAGACGCGUUCUGCACCGAAGCAGCACGUUGUAGAGAAACUGGAGAAGGACGCGAACGAAUUCGCCGGUACCCGAUUCCGCAUGGCCCGUUCGAUGGUGCGCAUAGUCACUGCUAUGAUGGAUCGGCAUGGGUUUAACUAUCAGGCGAUGGCAAAGGACCGUAAAAAUUACGAGCAGGAAACAUGGCGACAGUUUCGCACCAAGGUUCGACGUUUCCUGCUUAUUCCGGAACAAUGUACACCGUACCUAGAGCAGAAAGGUUGGAUCGAUUGCGACAUGAGCGACCCGGCCGAUCCACGAUGGAAGGAAUUUUGUACCGAUGAUGAAUCGUAACCGAUGGUACUUUAUAUAUAUUUGAACAGUUUGUUAAUAAAAUCAACUGUGCAACACACUAACACAACA